Peronospora matthiolae is the source of this 288-nucleotide messenger RNA. NCBI's taxonomy places the organism in Eukaryota, Oomycota, Peronosporomycetes, Peronosporales, Peronosporaceae. The record is from the annotation of a GenBank genome assembly.
AUGGGCAAACGCACGAAAAAAGUUGGCAUUUGUGGCAAGUACGGCACGCGCUAUGGUUCUUCUCUGCGUAAAGUGGUGAAGAAGAUCGAAAUCUCGCAGCACGCCAAGUACAACUGCGUGUUCUGCGGCAAGGAUUCGAUCAAGCGGACGGUGACGGGCAUUUGGAAGUGCCGCUCGUGCUACAAGACCAUCGCAGGCGGGGCUUACCUGCUGAACACGGCUUCAGCCGCGACUGUGCGCUCGACUCUGGCUCGUCUUCGCAAAAUCCGGGAUGACGCGACGGUUUAG